AUGCGGCCUCAACAAGCAGUCGCGGGAGGACAUGCGCAGGGCAUCGCAGCGCCCCAAGUAUUCCGCCGAUCGUCUCGACAAUCUGCGCAAGGGCCAGGCAACUACAUUGCGGCCAUCGGCGCAUUCGGAAGAGGCAAGCAGUGGGAGCGCGCGCUGUCGCUUCUCAGUGAGAUGGCGGAAGCAGCGGUGGAGCCCAACGUCGCCAGCUGCAGCGCGGGGGUCAGCGCGUGCGGAAAGGGCGGACAGUGGCAGCGGGCGCUGUUGCUGAUCGGCGAGAUGCGCGAGGUGAUGGUUGAGCCCAACUCAGCUACAACGCUGGGAUCAGCGCGUGUGAGAAAGGCGGGCAGUGGCAGCAGGCUCUCUCGUUGCUCAGCGAGAUGUGGCUGA
Prorocentrum cordatum is the source of this 387-nucleotide messenger RNA. NCBI's taxonomy places the organism in Eukaryota, Dinophyceae, Prorocentrales, Prorocentraceae. The record is from the annotation of a GenBank genome assembly.